AUGACCCACCUCCUCCCACCGCAUCCCGACCUCAACCUCGCCCAAUCAUCUCUCCAGACUGCGCUCCAGAUAGACCCUUCUCAGCAACAGCAAGUUUCGCAGGGCCCUCCUCUGCCACCACAGCAAGCGCCGCCGCCGACGUCGCGCAAACGAAGAAAGGCGGACGGCGAUGAGGCGCCGCAUCCAGCAGAGCCACGUCGUCUGCGGCGUUCACACGAAGCAUGCGCACGCUGCAGGAGCAAGAAAAUUAAGUGCGACUCCAAACAUCCGCGAUGCACAGCGUGCGUGACCGCCGGCACCGUCUGCCAGCAGGAGGACAGACAUCGCCAGACCCUUACCCCUCGCGGACAUACCGAACGCAUCGAGCGGCAGCUUCUUCAGUGUGAUGCGCUUCUCAAACGGCAUUAUCCUGGCUUUACUCUUGACAAUCUUGACGAGAUCUGUGCCCGCGAGGGCAUUGAGGUCGAUGCUUCAGAUCAGGCCCUUUCACAGACUUUCCAAUUUGCACAGAAUCCUCCUCCUGGUCCGAGCUCCCGUCCUUUUCCUCUGCGCACAGAAGUGCCCCAACCGCCCCCCGGCGGUUCCCCCCCAAGGGCGUACGCGCCCUAUGGACCCCCUCACGGCCAGCCAAUGAUGCCCUAUCCGGGUCAUAUGAUGCCUUAUCCUCCUCCAGGAGCGCCCUACGGCCCUCCUCCUCCCCACAUGCCCAUGCAGGGUCCUCCUCAUCCGGCUUACAACCCGCACCCGUAUCCUCCGUUCCAGUAUCCUCUGCAGCCGCACCCAGGUAUGCAGCGACCACCUUCGGCUCAUGACAUUAAGGGCCAGGACCCCCUUUCUCAUGACUUGUCUGAUACCCGUGCACUGGCCAAGACUUUUGGCGUCGAUGUGGAAAUUGUCGCUGGCUUGAAGCUGCCAGCACCAGACAAGGAGGAUCUCGCGGUAGGCUCAAGUGGUUUGACUUCAGGACGAGAUCGCGACCCAGUAGAGCCCUCUACACCUCGAGAUCCGACCAAGUGGGUUUCCGUUCAAGUACGUCGCAACAGCGUCACUGCUCCUCCCCCGCCCGUUACCAAUGGUGCCCCUCCUGCCGCCGACACCAUCCACGUCUGGCUGCCGAAGGACCGCAACAUGGUGCAGAAGAUCCUGGACGUGUACUUCACUCGGCUCAACUUCCACCGGCCGGUGUUUGUGCGCUCCGAGUUUGAGCAGACGCUGAACGCGCUGUAUGACGGGCGGCAAUUGCUCCAUGAUGCAGGCUACAUUUGCAGCGUGUACCUUGUUCUCGCGCUUGGCACUCUGAGCGAGCUCAAUCACCGCGCGAGCAGCAUGGAGAAGGAGGGCGGGCAGGUUGCUGCAAGUCCGUCGUCGCCGCGGAGGCUCAUGCCUGCUGACUGGCCGGAACACGAGGAGUUCUUCGAGCGCGCGCUCUUUGUCAAGCCAGAUCUUCGUGUCAGCCUGUCAAGCCUGCAGGCGCUCAUAGUGCUGCAUUGGUAUUUGUACACCGAGCGUCAAGGACGGACCUUAUGGCGCCUCGUGGGCAGUCUUGUGCGAAUCGCCAUUGAGCUGGGCCUUCAUCACGACCCAACGUCGCAGGGGAAUACCUUCUCCGAGGAGGAGUGUCAGUUGCGCAUCCGGCUGUGGGCGAUCGUGCUUCUGCACGACCGUGGUACAUCAAUUCUACUAGGCCGCCCGCUCGCUAUUGCGCCGUCCGACUCGAACACGCCGCAGCCGUCGCGGACCAAGUCGACAGACGUGUCGGAGCACUUUGUGCUGUCGGCGCCGAUCGCAGAGAUUCAGGCGGACAUCAUCAACUCGCUGUAUGCGCCGACGCGGCAGAGCGCGGAUGCGAUCAUGCGCCAUGCGACGCGGAUAAUCAAGAGCAUGGCGUCGUUCAGGCAGCAGCUGCCGGAGAAUUACCAGUGGUUCUUUGGCGGGACGCAGAUGUGGCCGCUCGAGCGUAGGACGAAGCUAGUCCAGGACAUCACGGAGGAUCAGGGACUGACGUUGUUGAAGAUUGGGAUUACAAGAAUCCUCCUCUUGCGAGCGCUGUUCAGCUCGAGCGAGCUUGACUACAAUCCGCGUCUGCAAGCUUUGACAGAUGCUAUCAUCACGUCGCACAACAUCAUCAUCGUGCAUAACCAGCUUAUUUGUUUCCCGGACAUCGCGUUCUUCGUAUCACCCAUCCCGCUCCACAUCGCCGCGAUGGUCAUCCUAUACGGGCAUAUGUCGCACUGCCACCCGAUCCCGCAUCAGGUUGCGCUCGAGGACGUGUGGAUGGCGCUCGACAUGCUUCCGAGCUUCCGCUGGCGAUGGGAGCGCAAGGACUUGAACGGCGGACACCCGUUGAUCGCGGCGCUCGCCGAGAAGGUGCUGAACGUGAACCUGCACCAGGUCGCGCCGACGACCGCGCCGGUGCUGAUCCCGGAGUACGUGUGGGACGAGAAGAUCCUGUCGCCGAAGGGCGUCGUGCAGGCGGGCGCGCCACCGGCGAGCCCGUCGAUCGGGCCUGCGCAGUACGGGGGCGCGCCGGCGUCGCCGUUCAGUGGGCAGCCGCCGAGCGGGAACAUGAGCAAGGGCAGCCCGGGUCGUGCGAACAUGGGGUGCACGCCUCGCACGCCGGUGGAUAAGAAGCUCGCGGAGGUGCCUGCGGGGUUGUUCUAUCCCUUCUAUCCGGAAAACCAGAACGUCGCGACGGGCGCUGCUGCUGCUGCUGCCGCCGCCGCCGCCGCCGCGUCGACGAGCGGGAACGGCGGGCAGGACUUUAACAAUUUGUUGGCGGCUGCUGCGGCGUCGCAGCCGAUAGGGACGUUUGGGUACCAGCCGUCGCAUGAGUCGUACAUGCUGGAGGAGAAGGAUACGUCGAUUACGAACGGGGCGAUGCAGAUGUGGGUGAGUAGGUAA
Laetiporus sulphureus 93-53 is the source of this 2901-nucleotide messenger RNA. RefSeq lists its product as uncharacterized. The record is from RefSeq and is a predicted model, not a curated record. The coding region runs from base 1 to 2901 and encodes 966 amino acids. Gene Ontology annotation, biological process: regulation of DNA-templated transcription; DNA-templated transcription. Gene Ontology annotation, molecular function: zinc ion binding; DNA-binding transcription factor activity, RNA polymerase II-specific; DNA binding. Lineage: Eukaryota; Fungi; Basidiomycota; Agaricomycetes; Polyporales; Laetiporaceae. The transcript is spliced from 5 exons.